ACGGCAGGUAGUAGAUUCUUCUAGAUGUUUAAUCCACUUUAUUUCUGCCCCUCGAGCUUUGCAGCUGUUCAGAACAAGAAGACAUGGCAGCUACACGGCGUUUGUCGCAUACAGUAGCCGUAAUCAUCCUAAACCAUCCUCCUGUCAAUGCACUGAGUUCUUCUGUCCGUCAGUCACUGUUGAAGGAGUUUGGAGAGGCCAGUAAGGAUCCCUUAGUGGAGGCCAUUGUUCUGACUGGAGCCAAUGGAAAGUUCAGUGCUGGUGCAGAUAUCAGGGAAUUUUCCACGUCUGCAGCGACUGCUUCUUUAGAGUUUAUAAAUGCCACCAUUGAAGGAUCCACGAAGCCUGUGGUAGCUGCUAUUGAAGGAGUGGCACUUGGAGGUGGGCUAGAACUGGCACUGUCUUGCCACUAUCGGGUGGCAAAUACUCAGGCUUUUGUUGGUCUUCCUGAGGUUCUUAUAGGCAUUCUCCCAGCAGCUGGUGGGACCCAGCGCCUCCCCAGAUUGAUUGGUGUGCCAGCUGCUCUUGAUAUGAUUGUACGAGGAAGACAUGUUCCUGCUGGUGAAGCAUUUCAGUUGGGUAUUGUUGAUGAAGUUGUAAACAGUGACAUUGUUGAUGCAGCUAUCCAGUUUGCCCGGAAAGUUGUAGGACAAAGUUUGGAUGCUAGAAGACUGAGUACUAAGCCUAUCCAACCCAUCACCAACCUGGGCACCUUGCUAGACACUGCAGUGGAGAAGGCGACAAGGCAGUUUCGUGGAGCCCAAGCACCUCUAGCUUGUAUUGAGGCUGUAAAAGCCUCUGUUUACCUGCCAUUUCAUAAAGGCAUUGAGAAGGAACAAGAACUUAUCAAGUCUCUGUGGGCUACAGGACAGCCACAGGCUCUGCAGUAUGCCUUCUUCUCAGAGAGGAAUGUUGGAAAAUGGACAACGCCCUCUGGAGGAAGAUGGGACCGAGUACCCCCUAGAUCUUUCCAAACAGCAGGUGUCAUAGGACUGGGCACAAUGGGAAGAGGUAUUGUUAUUUCAUUGUUAAAGGCAAAUAUUCCAGUGAUUGCCAUAGAACAAGAUGCAAAGCAACUGGAUCUUGGAAGGAACGCAGUGGACAGUCUGCUGAAACGCGAGUUUGAGAAGCUGAAGCAGCAGGGGAAAACAGCCAGUGAACUCGGCUCUGUCCAGUUUACACUUGACUUUGGAGAACUGAAACAUGUAGACCUCAUCAUUGAAGCUGUAUAUGAAAACAUGAAGCUGAAAAAAGAAAUAUUCAAAAAACUGUCCUUCAUUGCAAAGCCUGAUGCAUUCCUAUGUACAAACACAUCAGGUCUUAAUAUUGAUGAAAUUGCAUCUGUCACAGACCGACCCCAGCAAGUCAUUGGCACUCACUUUUUCUCGCCUGCCAACAUCAUGAGGCUUUUGGAAGUUGUCAGAGGUUGUCAUACAUCCCUUACAACAAUUGCUACAGCUAUGAACCUUGGCAAAACCUUGGGUAAAGUUGCUGUACUGGUUGGUAAUUGCCCUCUCUUUGUUGGGAAUCGAAUGCUGGGUCCAUACCUUGAACAAGCAAGUUAUCUGGUGGAAGAAGGUUGUAAUCCAGAAGAUGUAGACCAAGCUCUUGAAACUUUUGGUUUUGCGAUGGGUCCUUUCAGGAUGAUGGAUCUGGCUGGCUUAGAUGUUGGAUGGCGAUCACGUAUGGAGAAAGGCCUUACGGGUCCCAGAGUUCCUCCGGAAGCUCCUGCUCGACAGCGUAAUGGUAACAGAUACAGCCCUCUUGCAGACAUGCUGUGCGAGCUAGGGAGAUUUGGGCAAAAAUCUGGCAAAGGAUGGUACCGGUAUGAGAAACCCAGUGGGAGAAAUGCCAAGCCAGAUCCAUGGAUGAGAGAGUUCCUUGAAAAAUACAGAAGGGAUCACCAAAUUGUGCAUCAUCCUGUAAACCCACAAGAAAUUCAAGAGCGAUGUGUUUAUGCACUCAUCAAUGAAGGUUUUAGGGUAUUAGAAGAAGGAAUAGCCUCUGGACCAGAAGAUAUUGAUGUCAUAUACAACAAUGGUUACGGCUUUCCUAAAUAUAGAGGAGGGCCGAUGUAUUAUGCAUAUACUACUGGUUUGUCUAAAGUGCUUGGUGCACUGGAAAGCUAUUACAAGGCCAACUCUGAUGUUCCAAGCAUGAAGCCUACCUUUCUUUUGAAGAAAAUAGUAGCAGUGGGAGAGCCUUCAAUAAAAGAAUGGAAAACACAGCUUGGAAAUCUCAAUAACAAGCUUUAGUAAUUCUGUGAUAGAUGCAGUUUUUUUUAUUAAGAUGAUUUUUGAUAUAUAGCUCUCUCUAUAUAUAGAUAAUAUCAAUAACCUCAUAUAUACUAACUUUUCUAAAUAGAUGUACUUGACUAUAAAUCUGUUUAACUGCUCCUCAUGCUGACCUGCACAUAGUGGCUUCAAAUAUUGAAAAUGACAUUUGUAUUAAGAAAAAAUAUUACAAUCUGGUUUGAAAGA
This is a messenger RNA of Spea bombifrons (plains spadefoot toad), 2480 nucleotides long. RefSeq names its product enoyl-CoA hydratase and 3-hydroxyacyl CoA dehydrogenase (gene EHHADH). Bases 84 to 2255 code for a protein of 723 amino acids. The transcript is spliced from 7 exons. Gene Ontology annotation, cellular component: peroxisome. Gene Ontology annotation, biological process: fatty acid beta-oxidation. Gene Ontology annotation, molecular function: NAD+ binding; (3S)-3-hydroxyacyl-CoA dehydrogenase (NAD+) activity. The record is from RefSeq and is a predicted model, not a curated record. Lineage: Eukaryota; Metazoa; Chordata; Amphibia; Anura; Pelobatidae.